Molecule: messenger RNA, 4362 nt
Organism: Neodiprion virginianus
Lineage: Eukaryota; Metazoa; Arthropoda; Insecta; Hymenoptera; Diprionidae
Exons: 10
Coding region: 62-2458 (798 amino acids)
Source: RefSeq, a predicted model, not a curated record
CAGAACCCUUUUCGUUCUUCUCGAAGAUUUCGACAGCGACGGUCUUAGGUUUCUAGUUUCCAUGGUACCACCGCCCAAGGGAGUCAACGAAGAAAUUGUCAAAGAAGUAUUCAACAGCGCAACCGGAUUCGUUCGCGUCGAUGCCCCAAUAUUUCAUAAAAAUACCUAUUUCCAGUGCAGUAAUGCCAGCACGAGUUCAGCUGCACCAACCCUUGACACUCCUUAUCCUAGGCCUGUGUCUCGGUCCUGCAACGUCCAAAAACUCGAGAGUAUCAUUCCUUCAGAGAAAUUAUUUUCCGCCAAAAGUAUGAUAACCCAAAAUCCCGUGGUCCAGAAUGAUCCUAACGUUCCAAUAAACAGACUGAAAACAUCUCCCCAGAUAAUACCUUCAGAAUCUUCGGACGUUUUUCGCGGUUUUCCACCGAGCGAGAUAUUCAACACCCAGAGUCAUGUGCAGAGUAUAAAAAACUUCUACAGACCGUCGGCGAGCUACGCUUUUCCCGCUCUUCCGCCCGGACAAGGAUUCGUCAAUUUUGCGGGUCAAAUUGUCGCAAAAAAUUCGGGACAAAUUCAGCAAUCCCUCGGCACGGGGCUGGUGGGCCCUGCGUAUCGACCAAAAUGGUUUCAAAACCCGUAUUUGGUGCAAAAAAAUAGCUAUCCCGUUCCAAAGUAUCAGAACUUCUACUUGAAGACCGUGAACAAUCAGUACGUAAAAGUGCCCGCCGCAAAGGUGAACAAUUUUUCCCAGGCGAGCAUAAACACCUCGCAGGCUUCUUAUCAGGCUAUGUACAACAACGCCCAUGACUACUUGAGGAACAGAAGUAAUACCGUGACUAGCGGUUUGCUGGAGAAGGUACAACGACAUAGAAGUCUUCAAGAAGCAACCAUUAAAACUAUGGUUGCGAAGUGCGAGUCAUCGAAAAUCGACGCAGUCCCUCAAGUUUUCGACGGUGGCGAUGAUCUUCCGAGUGUAGAGAUUCGCUCUGUUGAUGACUCCAGCGCUGUCAACUCAAAUCAGGAGGAAAAAAUUAUUCAGAAGAAGACCACUAUUGGUAUUAUUUCGAAAAGCAGAAAUUCAACGGGAAAAAUAAAUAGUUCAAAUAUUUGCAAUACGUCACUGGAACCUACAGUUGCGAGCAAUUAUUUGUUAGAUACUGCCGAUGGUAAAGUUUUUACGGAGGAUUACGCCGGUGCAGAUAAUUCAGCCGCGAAUCAGGACAGCUUUGAACAAUUUGCCAAAGAAGUCAGAAUGAGACAGCGCGCUAUACAGGAAGAUAUAUACAAGAUGGACAUCGUUCACGGCGAUUUUCUCCCUGAAGAAGGAAUCGACGAUAAGGAAGACGCCAGCUCGAUCAAAUCCGAGAUUCUGACAGCAAGUGAGGAGCUCAUAAACAGUUGCAAGAAGUUUUUAGACCGAGCAAAAUCGGGUGAAUCUGUUGGUCAACACUCUUCAACUCUUACAGAAGUCCCGAUUUUUCCGAGAACCAGAUCAUUAAGCGACGUUCGUGAGGAAACGUCAGUCCAGUAUCAGUCUGAUUCAAAUUUAUGGAGAUUGUUGACGACGAAAGAUGAUUCCGGAAUUAACGCGGAAAAGAUUGUUCAAGCCAGUGAUAUCCCUAAGACCCUGGAGGUCUCUUCGGAUCAGAGGACGCCCCAUUCUCCCGUAGAAAUCGCCACGAUCAAAGAGGCGGAAUCCGUAGACUCGGCACCGUUGAAGCGACUGGUAAGAAAAAAAAAAUUAGACGUGCUGACUGCCAAAGCCAAGAGUCAGAAGGCCGCUCAAAAAGAAUCUGCAACCGUCUUAGUCGAACUUCAAGAUGAUGCCAGCCUUUCAGAAGUUGGGCCUAAGUCGUGCACCAGAGCGAAGAGUAUUUCGCAGGCGGAUUUUUCCGCUAGGUGCCCCAAAUCCAUUGCUUCGCAUACGUUAACAUCUCCCAUUCGUCCAUCCACCACAAUGGCCGAAUUAGCAGCUUACAAUAAACAAUACUACGACGCAUUGCUGAGCAUUCAGAAAGCGAAAGCUGCCGUGGCAAACUCUCUGGCCAUUUCAUCGGUGGCAACUGGUCCGGUCGGUUUUGAUCCGUACUAUUAUAAUUACGUGCAACAACAACAUCGUCAGAUCAUUCAGCGUCGUCAGCAGCAGAUUCUCAUCGAUCAUCACCGUUAUCCGCAGCAAAAAUCGCUGUCCACUGGACCUGCGCCCUGGUACGGACCUUCCGAUUGGAGGUAUCCCGUCAUCGGACAAUCCAGGUUACCUCACGGACCCCAAAUGCUCCAUCCUCCUUCCCGUUGGCCCCCAAGUGUCGGGUUCAUGGGCAGGGAUUCACAAAUUUCCAGCCUGCCCCAAAGGCAGCAGACAAACGUGACUCAGCAAUCAAAGGUGCCGGUAAAACGUAGGAAACUUGAAGAAAUAGUUGGAAGGCUUAAAGAGACUGAAAGCAACUCCGCGACUAACUAACCGAGUGUAUUCUAAUAUAAAUAAAAUUACCUCGCGACGGAGAAAUUUCGAUAAAGUACUUCUGUCACUCAGCAGAAAUUAUCUAUUUGUAUCGUACAUCUCGAUACUAACCGAUGACCGUGUACAUUAUUAUUUCUUGUAUUACCAUUAAAAUUAUUAUAGAUUGUAAUGUUAUGUAACUGUAUAUUGUUUUAUCGCAGGCUUACGUAUAGUACUCUAUACAUGUAUAACUACCUGCUGGUUCGAUCAAUUCAGGCGUAAUCCUCGCAAAUUAAAAUCUACCCUGAUUGAAUUUUUUCAAUUUAUAUUCGUUUUAUUCUAUUUCCCAGAUUAUUCGAUUCAACGUCGGGGGUAUCCGAAUGAUACGUGUUUUUAUGUAUAAUGAUAAAUUUAAAAACAUUUAUGUGUAGAUUAUUUUCGAGACAAACAUUAUAUUCAACAUUCGUGUUUAACGUGCCUCCAGUUGUAGGUAUCUUAAGAUGGAACAAAUCGUUCGACCUCGAAACAUCUGCACUUGUGUUAUUGGAAUAUAAAACGGAAAAUUAUUAAUCUUACACGCAAUAUAAUUGCGAUAAUGCAUGCGUGUUAUUACGUAAUAGAUGUUAUUAAAAAAGAAAAUCGCAGUUUAAAAUAUUCGAACCCUGCAGCUGCUGAUUAAAAAGAAAUAUAAUAUGUAAUUCCAAAGAAUACUUGAAGUAUAAUAUAUUAGAAAUAGAAUUAGUUGUUGCAUACCGUUUCAAAGGCUAAAUAAUGCAUUGAAUGAUUUCCACAUAUAGAUAAAAAAAAAUAGAUAUUUUAUUAUGUCAUAAGAAACAAUUUCGGACGAACUUACGUCUACAGUAAACAAAUUACGUCAAAAUUGUUGCGCAAGUGUAUAAAUUCUUUGAAAUAGUAGCAAAAUAAUAUGUGUUAUUGAAAAGAGAAACUUAGAUAGUUUAAUUAAAAACAGAUAAAAUUGGUUACGAAUUUCUUCGGUAUUCCAAAUCCACCAAUGAAGAUGGAAAAUUGUUCAGGCUGCGGCAGGGCGUAAUAUGUACGUCAAACGUUAAUUUACUCAUGCGGUAACAGCUGUAAACUUGCUAUCUGUGCGAAGUUGCAAAAGGUGCAAAGAUCGCAUAACAGUCUGCGAACGAAAGAGACGAAGUACUUGUUUAUAAUUUAAACGAGACUACUGCAACUGUGCGCAAUUACUUAAAUAUUAUCACUCCGAACUCUCAGCGACAGGGUGACCCAGGAGUCACGCUAUCAAUCAAUGCUCUUUAUCAUUCAGUCGCGAUUUUCAUGAAUAUGUAUGUAUAUGUAGAUAUUCAUGGAUGCUCCUCGAGUCACACAUAGAAUUUAAUGCGAUUUUAUAACUCAUAUCACGCUCUGUUCGCAUAUAUGUAUAAAGUUAUUCAUCUUAGAAAGCGUUUUAGGUAAGAAUUCCUUGGUGACCUGAUGUCAGAAUUUUACUGGGACCCUGUGAAACCUGAACAUUCAAUAUAAGACUCUUAAAUUAUACAGGGUGUCCCGUAACUCGCCGAUAGUAGUAAAUUCGUAUCGGUGUAGUGCAUGAAAAAUGAGUAUAGUGAGGUAUAAGUGAAAUUUCUCUAUGUGAUGCAACGAAGCUAUCUUCUAAGUAUUCGGUAAGUACGUUUUUCCUUAUUUCCGAUUGACUGGAAGUUCGAAAAUCGAGGGUUUCCAUAAUCACUGAUUACGAAACUGAAAUACAAAUUCGGAAAUUCUUUCGAUUCGCUAUUUUGAAUUCUCAAAUUUCGAGUUCACCUGCGCUAUCGAUGAAUUCAAAAACCUCCGAUUUUCAAGUACCGAGUAAAUCGGAGGUAAGAAAAAAUUUGUGCCGAGUUAUGGGAUGCCAUGAAUAUUUCGGCUAAACAAAAAAGUUUGCGCGUAUAAUGUUCUUUACG